Zootoca vivipara (common lizard) is the source of this 2906-nucleotide messenger RNA. Lineage: Eukaryota; Metazoa; Chordata; Lepidosauria; Squamata; Lacertidae. The record is from RefSeq and is a predicted model, not a curated record.
AUGUCGAGUGGACAGAAGCUGACCGGGCCUGGUAGUAAAGACAGUUUGGAACCAAAAAGAACUCCUUCACUUUCUACAUCCCAGCCAGCAGAUCUCAAACCUUCCAGCCUGCUUCUCACUGAAGAAAAUGUUAAGAAACUGCAAGAGAAGGAUUCUGCUUCUAAAUCUGCCCUUGCUAGAGAGUCAAUAGAAGCCUACAUUACGCAGAGCAAUCUCUAUUUGAAUAAGAGUGAAGCUAGUACAAGUCGAAGCAAGGAGCAAAGUCUGUCCGAUGAAAGAGAGCCAAAGGCAGCUUCUGUUGUUAUCCAUGUAGAGGACGUGUGCAAAGAUGUCUCAGAAAACAUUGAACAAUCCUCAAAAGCAGAAAAUGUGGUGUUACAGAUGUGGAAACUCAGACAGAAUGGAGUUACUCGGACUCAGAAGAAAAAACUAGUUUGGUUUGAGAAGCCAUUUGCUUACCCCUCCACCUCUUUUCAGGAUCAUUCUGAAACCGAUCUUUGCCUUCUUGGCUGCUGCGAGUUUUGCACUGCGGCACUGAAAGCUUUACCAACAGCAGAGUACCUGGAUGAGAGCCCAGAGAAAAUGGAAUGUCUUAUUUGUUGCAGGACAUACAAGGAGAUUUUCGAAUGUGUAGUUCAGGAGCUCACAGAAAACACUCCCAGAGAAAGUACUAUCGACAUCACUCCUCACCAACACCAAUCGGAUGGCUCUUGGACAGAGAACAAGACUAGAAGGACACUGAUUAAACAGAUUGAAGAAAAAGGGGGCAUUGAACAGUACAGGGACAUCUUUGAGCAAUAUAUAAAGUUUGGGCCAUGUAAGAAACUCGCAUUCAAAUUAUCAGCUUAUCCACCCAAACCCAAAAAAGUCUGCAAGAAACGUCCAGAGCCCAGGGAAAUACUGACUUUAGAUGUGGAGUUCAAAGCUGAACAGUUAAAGAUUUGCCAUUCUACCAAGCCUGUGAAAAGAUAUUAUUCUGAUGGGAAGAAGAUAUUCUAUCUUUUUUUCCCAGAUGGGACCGGCCAAGUUUAUUACCCAUCUGGUAAUGUUGCUAUCCUCAUUAGCUAUGUACAAGAGUUUCAGUUCACAUACAUCGUUCUCCAGGACGACCAUUCAUGUGAAAUGCAGGCCUGCUUUGCAAACCAGGGCUUUGCAGUAUGCUACCACCACAAUGGGAAGAUCUGGUUGAAUCUAGACCUCUGCCUUGGCUCGUACUUUGACCGGAAGGGAGUCAGGAAGAAACACUGGAAUUGGUGGGACAGGAGCAGCCACAUCCAUGCACCUCCUUUCCAGCCCAUCUACAUUCAAUUGAAUGUUUACAUCCAGGUUAAAGUUGAAGCCCAGGACCAGAUUUUCCUAACGUUCACUGAUAAUCAUGACUGCCUUCAGCUGAAUGUGGGUGCAAAGCUGAAAGUGAGUGCCUGUGGCAUUCUCAUUCACAUGCCUGUGGCAGGGAAUCUUAACCUGUGCUCCCUCUGUUUGUCAGAAAUGUUUGCCAACUUUUGCCGAAGUCCAAACGUUGGCUUGUGAACUAAAAUCCAAAGAAUUAGCAACGAGCCACUUUUGGAGUUUAGCAAAAGUUGGCUGAAACGUGCCCCUCUUUGUGCAAGUUCAUAAUUGGAGGUAGAACCCACCCACCCCCCUUUUUUAAAAAACAAAAACCCACUACUUUUAUAUAGAUACAAUAAAAACACAGAAAGGGGGUGGGGAGAAAUAGGGAAGAUAAAAUAAAUAAAUAAAAACAGAAAAGAUGUUAAAAGGGAAAAAUAGAAAAAUACGAUUCAGAUUUAUUUUUUUAAAUGCUUCCCUAAGUAAAAGCUUUACAUAAGAAAGAAGUUUCUUACCAUAUGUUCCUCUUCUCAGGAAAAGCAGUAGGUAUUGUAGAUGUUUCACUAUUACCCUCUAACCAGGAAAGGAGGCAAGGAAAGACACUGCUAGCUAAACAACUUCACUGAGUUAUUCCAGAAGGUGGAAUAAGGUGGAUGGAUAUUACGCCUGACCUACCUCAAAGGUAGGUCGGGACGCGGGUGGCGCUGUGGAUUAAACCACAGAGCCUAGGGCUUGCCGAUCAGAAGGUCGGCGAUUCGAAUCCCCGCGACGGGGUGAGCUCCCAUUGCUCAGUCCCAGCUCCUGCCCACCUAGCAGUUCGAAAGCACGUCAAAGUGCAAGUCGAUAAAUGGGUAAACGGCAUUUCCGUGUGCUGCUCUGGUUUGCCAGAAGUGGCUUUGUCAUGCUGGCCACAUGACCUGGAAGCUGUAUGCUGGCUCCCUCGGCCAAUAACGCAAGAUGAGCGCCGCAACCCGAGAGUUGGUCACGACUGGACCCAACGGUCAGGGGUCCCUUUACCUUUACCUCAAAGGUUUGUGGUGGGGAUAACAUGGGGGGGGGGAGAAACCCAUUAAUAAUAAUAAUAAUAAUAAUUUAUUAUUUGUACCCCGCCCAUCUGGCUGAGUCUCCCCAGCCACUCUGGGCAGCUCCCAAUCGAAUAUAAAACAAUACAGCAUUAAAAAUUAAAAACUUCCUUAAACUUUGGGGUCCUUGGAGGAAAGGUGGAAUGGAUACGAAUGUGAUACUGAUAAAUAAGGAACAAUCAAAAUAUAAAGUCUCUCUCCAGCCUGCCUGCCUCUGUUUUUUAACUGCGGGAAGGGAGCCAUGUGUGGACUCAAGAAAAAACGCCCAAGCUAAAUUAGUAAAUUAGACACAAACUGGAUAUUCAGGCCUACAAACACUGAACUUUAUAUGUAAGUCCCUAGUCCUUUCUAGGCAGGGAAAUGCAUGUUGCAAGUAAAAAUGGUGUGGCUUGGCUUAAAUCCUUUCUCCUUGUCAUGAGCCAGGACUGGACUGAAGACAAAGGGAGCUGCUCCUUUGUGCAGCUGUAUAGCAUGCUGCCUUUCCUUACCCAGAAU